This is a messenger RNA of Thalassophryne amazonica, 1440 nucleotides long. Its product is annotated as protein L-Myc-1b-like. Gene Ontology annotation, biological process: regulation of transcription by RNA polymerase II. The record is from RefSeq and is a predicted model, not a curated record. NCBI's taxonomy places the organism in Eukaryota, Metazoa, Chordata, Actinopteri, Batrachoidiformes, Batrachoididae. Gene Ontology annotation, molecular function: DNA-binding transcription factor activity, RNA polymerase II-specific; RNA polymerase II cis-regulatory region sequence-specific DNA binding; protein dimerization activity. Bases 172 to 1257 code for a protein of 361 amino acids. The transcript has 3 exons.
CUGUGGAACCUGCGGGGUUUUACGCUCAGACGAAACACGGAGUUCGUGGAAAGUCUCCCGUCGUGGACACUUUUUGUCUUGAGGAGGAUUUAAUGAGUAAACGCAUGUCCUGACUCGGCGGAGCCGGACUGGAGUCUUUGUUCUGGGACUGGAGGAUCGAGCAGUGGGACCAUGGAGGUGGACUGUUACCAGCUUUAUUUCGUCGAUUAUUUCGACACCGAGGAGGAUUUUUACAAAUCGACAGCACCGAGUGAGGACAUCUGGAAAAAGUUCGAGCUGCUGCAGACUCCUCCUCUGUCCCCCAGCAGGACCCUGAGCGGGACCGCCCUGCACCUGCCGCCGGGGGACAAGCUCAGCUGGCUGUCCAAAGUCCUGGGACAGGACGACGACAGCGAGAGCCACUUCAUCCCGGACACCAAGGAGCUGCUUGGCAACCUGAGCUCCAUCAUCGUGCAGGACUGCAUGUGGAGCAGCUUCUCCGCCACCAAGCACCCGGAGAAGGUCAAAGCUGCGGGGCUCCAGGGCUCAAACCGGCCGGGCAGAGCGCACUGCGCCCCGCCCGCCGGCCCCCGGCCCGGCCCGGUUCCGGACUGCGUCGACCCCGCCGCUGUUCUCACUUUAACGGCAAACGGCUGCAGGAAGGCGGCGUUGUCCGGCUCCGAUUCCUCCGAGGAUGAUGAUGAUGAGGAUGAUGACGACGAUGAGGAGGAGAUCGACGUGGUCAGUGUGGAGAACAAGCAGAACCAGUCGCAUCUGGUAAACAGUCGAAAGCCUGUGACUGUUACCGUCCGUGCCGAUCCCUGCCCCAAACGCUUCCACGUGUCCGUCCACCAGCAGCAGCACAACUACGCCGCCCGCUCCCCGGACACUGAUCCAGAACCUGACCACGAGGACAGCGACCAAGAGCCUGACGUCAAGCGCGCCUGCACCUCCUUCUUGCCAGGUCGUUCCUCUUUGCCGUCUUCGCCCUCAGAAAGUCUCCAAAACUCAGACGCAGAAGACACUGACCGUAGGCGGAACCACAACAUCUUAGAGAGGAAGAGGAGGGAAGAUCUGCGCUCUCGCUUCCUCGCGCUGCGGGAUCAGAUCCCCGGACUGGAGUCGGUCAAGACUCCGAAGGUGGUGAUCUUAACCCAGGCUGCUGAAUACAUCGCCGAGCUGCACGUCCAGGAGAAACGGCACAUCAAGGAGAAGCGGCGCCUCAAAUCCCGGCAGCAGAUGCUCGUGCGCAGGGUGUCUGAAUUAAAGCGCUCCUGAAACCUGCUGGUUUGUGUUGCCGGACAAGCAGCAUUCGUCAGAAACCGUAAAAGUGUCGCUUUUGGAAAAGCUGUACAUUUAAAACAAACCGUGUUAAAAUCUAAAACCUGCCUCAUGUAGAUAAAACCUGCCUCAUGUAGAUAUCUGUGAUCUUUGAGUUCGAGAGUUUCGGCCCUGUUCUCU